Molecule: messenger RNA, 2628 nt
Organism: Auanema sp. JU1783
Lineage: Eukaryota; Metazoa; Nematoda; Chromadorea; Rhabditida; Rhabditidae
Source: the annotation of a GenBank genome assembly
AUGACAAGCUGGGAACCCAAUCAGGACGAACUUCAGCAGGUUCUCGCGCUUCUUCACCACUCAACCUCAUCUGACACAGAAGUUCAACGCUCAGUGCAGCAAAGGCUAGAUCAACUCAAUAAUCAUCAGCAGUUUUGCUGUUAUCUUGUUUAUAUACUAAGUUCAUUAGCCAGUUCAGAAGAGCAAUCACGCUCGUUGGCUGGUCUUAUUCUAAAAAAUAAUAUUCGAAACCGUUGGUCGCAAUAUCCGGACGAUAUUAAAAAAUAUGUCCAGCAAGAAACAUUACGGAGUAUCGCUGACAGUUCUCAAUUGGUCAGAGCAACUGUCGGAAUUAUAAUUACAACUAUUGUCAUGGAACAAGGAGUUAAUGGAUGGCCAGAUUUGUUACCAACAUUAAAGCAAAUGCUAGAAGAAGAGGGUAACCCCUACAUGCAAGAAGGAGCUAUGGGUGCCAUACAGAAAGUAUUUGAAGAUUAUGGAGAUAGAUUGCAAAACGAAACAGCUCAACCUCUCAUGAUUCCAAUUUUGAAAUUUUUCAACUCAGCCAACGCAAAAAUGAGAGGACUAGCUAUGAGCUCAUUCAACAGCAUUCUGAUGAUCAACAAUGAUCCUAUAACACCCAUCAUUGAUCAAUAUCUCCCAUGUUUAUUCCAACGAGCUCUCGAUACAGACGAAGAAGUGCAACGGCAGCUCUGCAGGUCUCUUUGUCUAUUAUUAGAUGGUUUCUUACCAAACCUCGCUCCUCAUUUCCCAAAUGUUAUCGACUAUAUUAUUAUUAAAACAGGGGAUCCAAAUGAGACAAUAGCUUUAGAAGCCUGUGAGUUCUUCCUCUCACUCGCAGAAAAUCCUGAUGUCUGCAAACCCGCUCUGUCUGAAGUUUUGUCUAAACUGAUUCCCGUUCUUGUGAAAUGUAUGCGAUAUUCUGAAGAGGAUAUAAUUUUGUUCAAGGGUAAUUGUGACGACGACAGUAUGGUCCCAGAUCGCGAAGAAGACAUCAAGCCACGAUUCCAUAAAGCCAAGGAAGUGGGAACGGGAGAUGACGAAGAUGAUGAUGAUGAUGCUAUUGCCGAUUGGAAUAUAAGACGAUGCUCAGCAGCCUCUCUCGAUGUGCUGGCAAAUGUAUUCCGGGAUGAACUUCUUCCGGUCAUUUUGCCAAUUAUCAAAGAAGCCCUUUUCCAUCCUGAAUGGGAAGUGAAAGAGUCAGGAAUUUUGGCCUUGGGAGCUAUAGCAGAAGGAUGCACACAAGGCUUGGUCAGGUUUUUGCCAGAACUUGUGCCAUUCCUGCUUAACAUGCUACAAGACACAAAACCACUCGUUCGUUCCAUCACUUGUUGGACAUUGUCUAGGUUCUGUAGUUGGGUUAUUGAUGAAGCAGCCGAUUCUUUCUUCUAUCCUUUGCUAAACGGGCUCUUACAAAGAAUUCUUGAUAAUAAUAAGAAAGUCCAAGAAGCCGCCUGCAGUGCGUUCGCUGUCUUUGAGGAGGAAGGAGGAGACUUCUUGAUUCCAUAUUUACCUGAAAUCAUCACCACACUUGUCAAGGCUUUUUCGAUUUAUCAGGCUCGAAAUUUGUUAAUUCUGUAUGAUGCUGUUGGAACUCUCGCCGGAUCAGUUGGAUCAGCUAUGCGGAAUCCUGCGUAUGUACAAUUGCUCAUGCCUCCUUUAAUGGAGAAGUGGAUGCGAUUGGGCAAUGAUGAGAAGGAGUUGUUCCCAUUGCUCGAAUGUGUUUCUGCCAUCGCAACAUCAACAGGCACCGAGUUCAUACCUUACACUGAGCCAGUGUUCAACAAAUGCGUUGCCUUGAUCGAAAAAUCAAUGGAGGCUUGUAUCAAAGCUUCUCAACACCCUGAUCAGUUCGAAAUGCCAGACAAAGAUUUUCUUAUUGUUGCUCUUGAUCUGCUCUCCGGUUUAGCUGAAGGUCUGUCGACUGGAAUUGAACCUUUAGUUGCAAAUAGUAAUCUCAUUCACUUAGUUGUAGCCGCAGCCAUGGACGCUUCUGGAGAAGUCAGGCAGAGUACUUUCGCUUUGUUCGGUGAUUUAGUCAAAACCUGCUGGGUACACGUCAAACCUUACUUAAGCACCUUUGUACCGGUUUUAACUCUCAGUUUUGACGUUGCUCAUGUAUCCGCUUGUAACAAUGCGGUAUGGGCUUUUGGAGAAAUUGCUAUUCGAGCUGGUCCAGAGCUUCGGCCCUUUGUGCCUCCAAUCCUUCCUUGUCUCAUAUUCAUUAUGAACAAGACAGAUUUACAAAGAACCUUAUUAGAGAAUACAGCUAUAACAAUUGGAAAGUUAGGGAUAUAUUGCGCCGAAGAUGUUGCUCCUAUGAUGAGUCACUUCAUAAGGAACGUCUGUAUGAGCUUGAGGAACUGCAGAGAUAACGUAGAGAAAGAAAGUGCCUUCCGUGGCUUGUGCACAAUGAUUAAUAUUAAUCCCCAAGGACUCAUAAAUGAUUUCAUAUUCUGGUGCGAUGCCAUCGCCUCUUUUCAAACUCUCAAACCUGAUCUUAAAGAAGUUUUCAUCAGAAUACUUGAAGCAUUCCGCAAUCAUUUGGGAGAUGAAAACUGGAAUUCCUACACUUCGCAGUUUCCAAUGCCAUUACGGGAAAGAUUAGCUAAUUUAUACAAUAUCUAG